AUGUCUAAGAUUACGAGACUAGUUUCUUUAAUUCUUGUAAUUUGGGUAGCGACUAUAGCUGCCGAUAUAAAAAUUUUGACUCCAUCUAAAGACUAUUAUGUCGUUAAGAACUCGAGUUCUCUGGUUACCUGGACUGUCAGCGGGACUGUUCCCGAUCAAAUAUCAAUAAAACUCGCCGACGAACGAGCAACCAACCCAGCAUUCACAGGCAACCUCGGAAUCGGAAACGUCGCCACCUCCACAAAACAAUUCAAUUGGACUGUGGCGGAAAACUUAGUCGAAGGUGACGAAUAUGUGAUUAUAUUGGUUGAUCCAAAUGAUGUGUCGGCGAGUCCGACUCCGGUAGCAACAAGAUCAUCACCAUCAAGCAGUUCAAAGUCAAGUAGCGCAUCUUCAAAUAAUUCCUCGUUUGGUUUUGCAACAUUCUUGAUGGUUGCUAUUACUCUUGCAGUAAGUAAUAUUGAAGAACAGCUUGGAGACUUUUUAAUGACGUUAUAUUCAAUGAAUCAUAUUUCUUUAAUUCUUGUAAUUUGGGUAGCGACUAUAGCUGCCGAUAUAAAAAUUUUGACUCCAUCUAAAAACUAUUAUGUCGUUAAGAACUCGAGUUCUCUGAUUACCUGGACUGUCAGCGGGACUGUUCCCGAUCAAAUAUCAAUAAAACUCGCCGACGAACGAGCAACCAACCUAGAAUUCAUAGGCAACCUCGGAAUCGGAAACAUCGCCACCGCCACAAAACAAUUCAAUUGGACUGUGGCAGACAGCGUAGUCGAAGGUGACGAAUAUGUGAUUAUAUUUACUGAUUCAAAUGAUGUGUCGACUCCGGAUCAUCACCAUCAAGCAGUUCAAAGCCAAGUAGUGCAUCUUCAAAUAAUUCCUCGUUUGGUUUUGCAAUCUUCUUGA
Molecule: messenger RNA, 900 nt
Organism: Ambispora gerdemannii
Lineage: Eukaryota; Fungi; Glomeromycota; Glomeromycetes; Archaeosporales; Ambisporaceae
Source: the annotation of a GenBank genome assembly